This is a messenger RNA of Aspergillus pseudoviridinutans, 348 nucleotides long. RefSeq lists its product as uncharacterized. Bases 1 to 348 code for a protein of 115 amino acids. NCBI's taxonomy places the organism in Eukaryota, Fungi, Ascomycota, Eurotiomycetes, Eurotiales, Aspergillaceae. The record is from RefSeq and is a predicted model, not a curated record. The transcript has 2 exons.
AUGGGGGAUGUAUGCGGUCAAUCGCUGGUGAUUCUGAUUCUCCAAAUUGCGGGCGCCAUUGAGGCGCUGUUGAAGACGGAAAUCCUCCCGCCUGAACAAGUCGAACAUAAAGGCGGAGAACGCCCUGAUCCGAUCCAGAGAGUCCGCUUUGCGAGAUUGCUUGUCGAGAGCGUUGUUUGGUAUUAUGUUUGGUAUUUUCUUCCUCCUAUUGUCCAGAAACUGGUUGGUCCCAGCGCAGUCCUCGAGAAAAUCUCGCUCGUCACGGUAUAUUGGAUAGUCAGCAAGUGGAGCUUAGAUAUAGGAGACCGUGUCGCCGGUGUCUUGAUUGAACUACUGUUUUCAAGAUGA